Messenger RNA from Brassica napus (rape), 663 nucleotides. RefSeq names its product secreted RxLR effector protein 161-like. Bases 1 to 663 code for a protein of 220 amino acids. The transcript is spliced from 2 exons. Lineage: Eukaryota; Viridiplantae; Streptophyta; Magnoliopsida; Brassicales; Brassicaceae. The record is from RefSeq and is a predicted model, not a curated record.
AUGGAUGCGGGACUCAAGUUGUCGAGAGCCAUUCAUGAGAAAGAGAUUGAUGCAACGAGCUAUAGAAGAAACGUUGGGUGUUUGUGGUACUUUCUCCAUACGCAGCCGGAUUUAGCAUACAGCCUAGGUGUCUUGAGUAGGCAUAUGCAGACACCAAGAGAGUCGCAUGGAGCAGCUAUGAAGCAGUGCUUACGGUAUCUACAAGGUACAACUUCUUAUGGCAUUACGUUUCAUCGCAGCAACUCAGCACCAAUGAAGACAAUAGGAUACAGCGACAGUUCCCAUAACAUUGAUCCUAAUGAUGGAAGAAGCACCACCGGGCACAUAUUCUACAUUGGUGACAGUCCUAUCACCUGGUGGUCACAAAAACAGGAGACAGUGGUGCUAUCCUCAUGCAAAGCUGAAUUCAUGGACGGGACAGAAGCAGCUAGGCAGGCCAUAUGGUUACAAGAUUUUCUCGUCAAAGUCAUGGGUGAUACGAAGAAAGGGCUAAUAGAAGUAGAACAUGUUCCUGGACAAGAACAUAAGGCGGAUAUCUUGACAAAGGCACUUGGAAGAAUCAAGUUCAAAGAGAUGAGAGAUCUCAUUGGAGUAGAAGAUGUGUUGAUAGGAGACUUCAAGUUUAAGGGGGAGAAUGUUGGAUUAAGCUUGAAUAUUACUUGA